Molecule: messenger RNA, 618 nt
Organism: Acanthosepion pharaonis
Lineage: Eukaryota; Metazoa; Mollusca; Cephalopoda; Sepiida; Sepiidae
Source: the annotation of a GenBank genome assembly
AUGUAUCUAGUCAUUUUCUUCUUACGCUUAUUUGUAUUUUCUUUAUUUCUUCCUUCUUUUCUUUCUUUCUUUCUUUCUUUCGUUCUUUCUUUCUUCCUUCCUUUCUUACUUUCGUUCUUUCGUUCUUUCUUUCUUUCUUCCUUUCUUUCGUUCUUUCUUUCUAUCUUUCACUUCUUUCUUUCUUUCUUUCUUUGUACUUGUGUUAAUAGCUGCAUCAUUGCAAACAAGUAUUACUUAAAUUCUUUUACUUUAGAGAAUGUUUUCCCUGCUUUCUUUCACUCCCUUUCUCAUUCAUGCAUUCCUUUAUCGUUCUUCCUCACGUCCUCUCACUCAUCCACCACCUACCUCGGUUUCUGUCGCCUCACCAGCAUCUCCCUCCGAGAGCACUCCCUCCCCACUCACCCCGCCCAUCAAUCCCCCCUACCCUCUUUUUUCCCCUACAAACGUUCGAACCCCCCAUGCUUUACCAUCUACCUCUCCACUACGCCUCACUCCCGCCUCCUUCUCAUCCACUACCCAUGUGGAUUGCGAUUUGGAAUUGCCGCUGUGAACGGCGACCCCACCCAGUUCACCUCACCCACUCACUUCUGCUUGCCACACUUUCUCAAGAGACUUUAA